Messenger RNA from Nothobranchius furzeri (turquoise killifish), 11214 nucleotides. It is a transcript of the gene fbn3, whose product is annotated as fibrillin 2b. NCBI's taxonomy places the organism in Eukaryota, Metazoa, Chordata, Actinopteri, Cyprinodontiformes, Nothobranchiidae. Gene Ontology annotation, molecular function: calcium ion binding. The record is from RefSeq and is a predicted model, not a curated record.
UCUGUCUCACUUCGUGUCCCCUCCCCUCCCUGAAACGGGGCAAUUCCUUCACUUUUCUCAUUUUCUCACAAGGCUGUAUAGUUCAAUAAUUCCGCUCAGGAGCGCACAUAUCCUGUCUCAAAUUGCUGGGCUCCUCGACGCGGAGGCACUCCGACUGCUGCAAGCCCCGACCCUGGAGUGCACACCAAAAGUUGUUUUGGAUCCAGAUCUUGAUCCUGGUGCUUAGUUGGGGCCUGCACGGUGAACUCGGAGUCUGAGCCGGAGUGAGAGGGGAUUCAACUGGAGGGAUAGUGAGGACGACCAAUGGGAUCAGGGAAGCUGGCUCAGGCGCUGCUUGGAUGGGCGGCGGUGUGCCUCGGGGUGGUUCACGUUGUUGGUGAGCAGAAUGGGAAUGGACCAUACCAAGCUAGCCCCUUCACGGGGACGGUGGACCAGAGAGAAGUGCAGCGGGUUCGGCGCAGAGGCCAGGAGACGCUGAGAGGACCCAAUGUGUGUGGCUCUCGCUACCAUUCAUACUGCUGCCCAGGAUGGAAGACUCUGUCUGGAGGGAACCAAUGUAUUGUUCCAAUCUGCAGGAAUUCAUGCGGUGAUGGCUUCUGUUCCAGACCCAACAUGUGUACCUGUUCCAAUGGCCAGCUCUCUCCCAGCUGUGGAGCCGGAGUGGGAAUCCAGUCGUGUAAUGUCAGGUGUAUGAACGGAGGCAGCUGUCAAGAGGACUCCUGCUCCUGUACCAAGGGAUACACAGGAAGUCACUGUGGACAACCUGUGUGUGAAAAUGGCUGCCAGAAUGGCGGGCGCUGCAUUGGACCCAACAGAUGUGCUUGUGUCUACGGAUUCACUGGCCCACAAUGCGAGAGAGACUACAGAACCGGACCAUGUUUCACCCAGGUGAACAACCAGAUGUGCCAGGGCCAGCUCAGUGGGAUUGUCUGCACCAAAACUCUUUGCUGUGCCACGAUUGGCCGAGCGUGGGGCCACCCCUGUGAGCAGUGUCCUGCCCAGCCGCACCCCUGCAGACGAGGCUUCAUCCCCAACAUCCGCACCGGAGCCUGCCAAGAUGUGGAUGAGUGCCAGGCGGUUCCAGGUCUGUGUGCCGGAGGAAACUGCAUCAACACAGUUGGAUCCUACGAAUGCAAAUGCCCCGCUGGCCACCGUCAGAGUGAAACCAGCCACAAAUGUGAAGAUAUCGAUGAAUGCAGCACCAUUCCUGGUGCGUGCGAUGGCGGAGAGUGCACCAACACCGCCGGUAGUUAUGUCUGCACCUGUCCACGAGGCUACAUCUCUACCACCGAUGGAUCCAGAUGUGUGGAUCAGCGUGUGGGCACCUGUUUCUCUGAAAUUGCUAACGGCCGCUGUGCUGCACAGCUGAACCGCCAGUACACCAAGAUGCAAUGCUGCUGUGAGACGGGUCGCUGCUGGGCGUUGGGUCAGAUCCCGGAGAUGUGUCCUGUCAGAGGUUCUGAUGAGUACAGGCAUCUGUGUAUUGUUGGAGUUCCACAAGGCCUCCCUCACAGCUUCCCCAGUAGUUACUUCCCCAGCAAUGGCAACAUUGGAUUCCAGCUCCCCCCAGGUGUACCUAAUGGGAACGGUAAUGGUAGAACUGGUGGCAAUGGAGGGGAGGGCAUCGGAGAGAAUGGUGGGGCCUUCAGAGGCAAUGGAGGGACCUUUGGAGGAAACGGAGGGACGUUCGGUGGAAAUGGUGGGACCUUUGGAGGAAAUGGUGGGACUUUUGGGAGCAAUGGGGGGACUUUUGGAGGCAAUGGAGGAGGACUCACCAUAGGGGCUGUUUCUCAGAAUGAAACCAUUGAUUUUUGCAAACACUUCACCCACCUGUGUUUGAACGGCCGCUGUAUUCCAUUACAUGGAAGCUACCGCUGUGAGUGCAACAUGGGCUACAAGCAGGACGUUCGUGGGGAGUGUAUCGAUGUAGAUGAGUGUGUGAGUAACCCGUGUAUCAACGGAGACUGUGUCAACACCCCUGGAUCUUACCACUGCAAGUGUCAUGAGGGAUACCAGGGAACCCCCACCAAACAAGCCUGCAUCGAUAUUGACGAGUGUAUUGUGAACGGAGUGAUGUGUCGCAACGGCCGCUGUGUCAACACGGAGGGCAGCUUUCAGUGUAUCUGUAACGCUGGCUUUGAGCUCACUCCAGAUGGAAAGAACUGCAUUGAUCACGAUGAGUGUGCCACUACUAACAUGUGUCUCAACGGCAUGUGUAUCAACGAGGACGGCAGCUUUAAGUGCAUUUGCAAACCUGGCUUUGCGUUAGCUCCUAACGGACGUUACUGCACUGACAUCGAUGAGUGUCAGACCCCUGGUAUCUGUAUGAAUGGGCGCUGCAUCAACUCAGAGGGCUCGUUCCGCUGUGAGUGCCCGCCAGGCCUGGCUGUUGAUGUGGACGGGCGAGUGUGUGUGGACACACACAUGAGAACCACCUGCUACGGUGCCAUAAAAAUGGGGACGUGCUCUCGUCCUUUCCCGGGGGCUGUGACCAAGUCUGAGUGCUGCUGUGCGAAUCCUGAACAUGGUUUUGGGGAGCCCUGCCAACCCUGCCCAUCCAGAAACUCUGCUGAGUUUCAGGCUGUUUGCAGCAGUGGAAUUGGAAUCACAACUGAUGGAAGAGACAUCAACGAGUGUGCCUUGGACCCAGACAUUUGCCAGAAUGGUAUUUGCGAGAACCUCAGAGGAAGCUACCGCUGUAUCUGCAACAUCGGUUACGAGUCAGACACAAGUGGCAAGAACUGCGUUGACAUCAACGAGUGUUUGGUGAACCGGCUGCUCUGUGACAACGGUCUGUGCAGAAACACUCCCGGCUCCUAUACAUGUUCCUGUCCUAAAGGGUUUGUCUUCAAACCCGACUCGGAGACAUGUGAAGAUAUAAACGAAUGCGAGUCCAGCCCAUGCAUCAACGGACUGUGUCGUAAUGUAGCUGGUUCAUUCAACUGUGAGUGCGCUCAUGGCAGCAAACUGGACUCUACGAACACCAUCUGCGUUGAUAGCAUGAAGAGCACUUGCUGGCUCACUAUCCAGGACAAUCGCUGUGAGGUCAACAUCAAUGGAGCCACCCUGAAGUCGGAGUGCUGCUCAACACUGGGAGCAGCCUGGGGCAGUCCCUGUGAACCCUGCGAGAUUGAUACUGCUUGUUCUCGAGGAUUUGCUCGCAUGAAAGGCCUCAUCUGUGAAGACAUCAACGAAUGCGAGGUGUUCCCUGGAGUGUGUACGAACGGGCGGUGUGUGAACACACAGGGCUCAUUCCGCUGCGAGUGUGCUGCAGGUUUGACGUUAGACAGCAGCGGUCGCACGUGUGUGGACAUGCGUAGUGAGCAGUGCUACAAGAAGUGGCACGAGGAUGAGUGUGGUGAGCCUCUACCAGGGAGGUACCGUGUGGACAUGUGCUGCUGCGCUGUGGGGGCGGCCUGGGGGGUCGACUGUGAGGAGUGUCCCAAAGAAGGAUCGCCUGAGUUUAACACCAUCUGUCCCAGAGGCAGAGGCUUCGCUAACAGGGGAGAUAUUCUGACUGGCAGGCCCUUCUACAAAGAUGUGAACGAGUGUAAGGUGUUCCAGGGUCUGUGCACGCAUGGAACCUGCAGAAAUACCAUCGGCAGUUUCAAGUGUCGGUGCAACAGCGGCUUCGCUCUCACAGCUGAAGAGAGAAACUGCACAGACAUCGACGAGUGCCGUAUCUCCCCUGACCUGUGUGGACAUGGUGCAUGCGUGAACACUCCCGGCAGCUUCGAGUGUGAGUGCUUCGAAGGCUACGAAAGUGGCUUCAUGAUGAUGAAGAACUGCAUGGACAUUGAUGAGUGUGAGAGGAAUCCCCUGCUGUGUCAUGGAGGAACCUGCCUCAACACAGAUGGAAGUUUUGAGUGUGAAUGUCCCACGGGAUACGUCCUCAGCAACGACGCAUCUGUCUGUGAAGAUAUGAAUGAAUGUCAGCUGAGUGAGAACCUGUGCAAAAAUGGACAGUGUGUCAACAUGCCGGGGACGUACCAGUGCUCCUGUAACACCGGCUACCAGGCUACACCAGACAGACAGAGCUGCGUUGAUAUCGACGAGUGCACCAUCAUGAACGGAGGCUGUGAGACUCACUGCACCAACUCAGACGGGAGCUAUGAGUGUAGCUGCAGUGAGGGUUACGCUCUGAUGCCGGACCUCAGGACCUGCUCUGACAUUGAUGAAUGUGAGGAGACCCCAGGUAUCUGCGAUGGAGGCCAGUGCACCAACAUUCCUGGUGAAUAUCGCUGUCUGUGCUUUGAUGGAUUCAUGGCUUCCAUGGACAUGAGGACCUGUAUCGAUGUGAACGAAUGUGAUUUGAACCCAAACAUCUGUCUCCACGGUGACUGUGAGAACACUAAAGGCUCCUUCAUCUGCCACUGUCAGCUGGGAUACUUUGUCAAAAAAGGAUCUACUGGCUGUACCGACGUUGAUGAGUGUGAGAUCGGAGCUCAUAACUGUGACAUGCAUGCUGCUUGCAUCAACGUGCCUGGAAGCUUCAAAUGUCGCUGUCGAGAUGGCUGGGUGGGAGACGGCAUCAAGUGCAUAGAUUAUGAUGAGUGCUCCUCAGAGGACCACAGCUGUCAUCCCAAUGCAGACUGUGUCAACACGCCAGGGUCCUACAGGUGUGCGUGCAAAGAUGGCUUCAACGGCGAUGGCUUUUCGUGCUUGGACAUGGACGAGUGUGCCGAUAACGUCAAUCUCUGUGAGAACGGCCAGUGUCUGAAUGCUCCUGGAGGCUACCGCUGCGAGUGUGAAAUGGGCUUCACUCCCACUGAGGACAGCAAGGCCUGCCAAGACAUCGAUGAGUGUAAUUUUCAGAACAUCUGUGUGUUUGGAACGUGCCAGAACCUUCCAGGGAUGUUCCGCUGCGUGUGUGACGAAGGCUACGAACUGGACCGCAGCGGAGGGAACUGCACGGACAUCAACGAGUGUGCCGACCAUGUGAACUGUCUCAAUGGACUGUGCUUGAACAUACCAGGCAGCUAUUUGUGUAACUGUCCUGCUGACUUUGAGCUCAACCCCACUGGAGUGGGCUGCGUGGAUACGCGUGUUGGUAACUGUUUCUUGGAUAUUCUUCCUCGUGGCGACGGAGGAAUCUCCUGCAACGCAGAGAUUGGUGUCGGAGUUACUCGUGCUUCCUGUUGCUGCUCUGAUGGAAAAGCUUGGGGGAACCCUUGUGAACUCUGCCCCACAUCCAACUCCUCGGAAUAUAAGACUCUGUGUCCAGGAGGGGAGGGAUUCAGACCCAACCCCAUCACCGUUCUGUUAGAAGAUAUUGAUGAGUGCAUGGAGCUUCCAGGUCUCUGCCAGGGUGGCAACUGUAUCAACACCUUUGGUAGUUUCCAGUGUGAAUGUCCAGCUGGCUACUAUCUGAAUGAAGAGACACGCAUCUGUGAAGAUGUGGAUGAGUGCUCCACUCACAUUGGAAUCUGUGGUCCUGGUACCUGCUUCAACACUCAUGGCAACUACACCUGCGUGUGUCCCCCAGAAUACAUGCAGGUCAACGGAGGAAACAAUUGCAUGGAUAUGAGGAAAAGCGUGUGCUAUCGCAACUUUAACGACACCUGCGAGAACGAGCUGUCGUUCAACAUGACCAAGAAGAUGUGCUGCUGCGCCUACAACGUGGGCAAAGCGUGGAACAAACCGUGCGAGGCCUGUCCUGUUCCGUCCACCACUCAGUACCAGAGCCUCUGUGGUAACCUGGCUCCUGGCUUCAUCAUUGACAUCCACACCGGGAAACCAGUUGAUAUUGAUGAGUGUAGGGAGAUCCCUGGUAUCUGUGCUAACGGAGUGUGCAUCAACCAGAUCGGAAGUUUCCGCUGUGAAUGUCCAAUGGGCUUCAGUUACAACAACAUACUACUGAUUUGUGAAGAUAUUGAUGAGUGUAACAGCGGGGACAACCUGUGCCAGCGCAAUGCAAACUGUAUCAACAUUCCAGGCAGCUACCGCUGCGAGUGCUCACAGGGAUUCAAACUGUCCCCUAGCGGGGCCUGUCUGGAUCGUAACGAGUGCCAGGAGAUUCCCAACGUGUGCAGCCAUGGUCAGUGUAUCGACACACAGGGCAGUUAUCGCUGUCUCUGUCACAACGGCUUCAAAGCCUCCACUGAUCAGACGAUGUGCAUGGACAUUGAUGAGUGUGAGAGACAGCCAUGCGGUAACGGUACCUGUAAAAACACCGUGGGGUCCUACAACUGUCUGUGCUUCCCCGGCUUUGAACUCACUCACAACAACGACUGCAUGGACAUAGAUGAGUGCUUUUCGCUCCAGGGCCAAGUGUGCAGGAAUGGACAUUGUAUCAACGGGCUUGGUUCCUUCCAGUGUCUCUGCCUCGAGGGCUAUGAAAACACACCGGAUGGGAAGAAUUGCAUUGAUAUUAAUGAGUGCAUCAGCCUGCCUGGGACAUGCUCUCCAGGAACCUGUCAGAAUCUGGAUGGAUCCUUCAGAUGUAUUUGCCCUCCUGGCUACGAGGUGCAAAAUGAGCAGUGUUUAGAUAUCAACGAAUGUGAUGUAGAACCAAACAUCUGCCAGUUUGGCACCUGCACCAACACUCCUGGCAGCUUCCAGUGCUCCUGCCAGCCGGGCUUUGUUCUUUCUGACAACAAGCGGCGUUGCUACGACACCAGGGAGAGCUUCUGUUUCACCAAAUUUGAGGCGGGCAAAUGCUCCUUCCCCAAGGCCUUUAAUACCACCAAAGCCAAGUGCUGCUGCAGCAAGAUGCCUGGAGAGGGAUGGGGACUUCCCUGUGAGCUGUGCCCACGAGAGAGCGAUGCUGCCUUUAACACUCUGUGUCCCUAUGGUCAUGGAGCUCUGCCUGGACUGGGCGACACUCGAGAGGAUAUGAACGAGUGUCUGGAUAACCCUGGAAUCUGUCAGAAUGGGAUUUGCAUCAACACAGACGGUUCUUUCCGAUGUGAAUGCCCGUUUGGAUACAACCUGGAUUACACUGGAGUCAACUGUAUCGACACCGAUGAGUGCUCCAUAGGAAACCCGUGUGGAAAUGGAACCUGCAUCAACGUGGUGGGAGGGUUCGACUGUACGUGCCAGGAGGGCUUUGAGCCUGGACCUAUGAUCACAUGUGAAGAUGUCAAUGAGUGCUCCCAGAAUCCUCUGCUUUGUGCUUUCCGUUGCGUCAACACCUUCGGGUCCUACGAGUGUAUGUGUCCUGCUGGUUAUGUGCUGAGAGACGACCAGCGAAUGUGCAGAGAUCAGGACGAGUGCUCAGAGGGACUGGAUGACUGCGACUCUAAAGGCAUGACCUGCAAGAACCUGAUAGGAACCUUCAUGUGCAUCUGCCCUGCUGGCAUGCAACGGCGACCAGAUGGAGAGGGUUGCAUGGACCUGAACGAGUGUCGCGCCAAACCUGGCAUCUGCAAGAACGGUCGCUGUAUCAACACGGGGGGAAGCUACCGCUGCGAGUGCAAUGACGGCUUUGAGCCGAGCUCAACAGAAACUGAAUGUAUUGACAACAGGAAGGGUUUCUGCUACACAGAGGUGCUGCAGACAAUGUGCCAGCAGUCAUCCACCAACAGGAACAGUGUGACCAAGUCAGAAUGCUGCUGUAAUGUGGGUCGAGGCUGGGGAUCACAGUGUGAACUGUGCCCACUCCCCGGUACCGUACAGUACAAGAAGAUGUGCCCACUUGGACCAGGCUACACCACAGAUGGUCGAGACAUCAACGAGUGCCAAGUGAUGCCAGAUCUGUGCCGAAAUGGUCAGUGCAUCAACACCAUCGGAUCCUUCCGCUGCCACUGUAACGUGGGAUACAAGGCCGACUUCACUGCAACCUCCUGCGUCGAUAUGGAUGAGUGCUCGUUGUCUCCAAAGCCCUGUAAUUUCUUGUGUAAGAACACAGAAGGCAGCUACGUGUGCUCCUGCCCCCGAGGAUACAUCCUGCAGCCAGACGGAAAGACCUGCAAAGAUCUGGAUGAGUGUGCAACAAAGCAGCACAACUGCCAGUUCCUCUGUGUUAACACCAUCGGAGGUUACAACUGCAAGUGUCCUGCUGGCUUCACUCAGCAUCAGACUGCCUGCAUUGAUAAUAAUGAGUGUGCAGCCCAGAACAGUGCUUGUGGUUCUCGGGCGUCAUGUGUAAACACUCCUGGAAGCUUCAACUGUGAAUGCUCGAAAGGUUUCUCCUUGGACAGCUCGGGCAUGGAGUGUGAGGAUGUUGAUGAGUGUGGUGGGAACCACCGCUGUCAGCACGGCUGUCAGAACAUGCUGGGAGGCUUCCGCUGUGGCUGCCCUCAGGGUUACGUCCAGCACUACCAGUGGAACCAGUGCGUGGAUGAGAAUGAGUGCCAGGGCGGGACGGUUUGUGGCUCAGCUUCCUGCUACAACACGCUGGGCAGCUUCAAGUGUGUGUGUCCGUCCGGCUUUGACUUUGAACAGAACAGUGGUGGCUGCCAGGAUGUGAAUGAAUGUAUGACAGGCACUAACCCCUGCAUCUAUGGCUGCUCCAACACUGAUGGAGGCUACCUGUGCGGCUGCCCUGGAGGUUUCUUCAGAGCAGGACAGGGUCACUGUAUAACAGGCUCAGGUUUCCCAGGCCAGCUUGUGGAGGGAGACGAGGAUGACAGCCUUUCUCCUGAGGCCUGCUACGAGUGCAAGAUCAAUGGAGGAGGAAAGAAUGGGCGACAAAAACGCAACACUGAUGGAAAUGAGCUGAAUCAGGAAUCACAUGUGAGUAUGGCCAGUGUGGACACCCAGGCAUCCAUCCCCAUGAACAUGUCGCUGGGCUCCCUGCUCGACAAAGAGCCCAUCCUGGAGUUUCUCCCCGCCCUGCAGCCCCUAGCGCAUCACGUGCGAUACAUCAUAACCCACGGCAACGCCGAUGAACACUUCCGCAUAUUUGAAAGCCGUGAUGGAAAGAGCGUGCUCAGGCUUGGCAACAGGCCGCCUCUGCCGGGAUCGUACCGGCUAGAGAUCAGCAGUCUGCCGCUGUUUGGGCCACGCAGGCUACAUCAACUAGAGAAGCAGCACGAUAGUGACUACCUACAGGGAGAAAUAGGAGGCGCUCUGCGCAUCAAGCUCCACAUCCACCUGCACUGAGCUCAGAGUGUGCAACUGAGUUUUAACCUUUAACUCAAUAACUUCUCCAGCCAGACGCCUCUCCUCUUAAAGGACCAUCCAACCAGCGGGGCUGUUACAGACUAUCAAAGACUGAGACGAUCGACCCAACUUUACCACCCCUUUGUUAGUCGUCAAGUUAUAGGUUCAUGUUUUGUACGUCUUUUUUUUUCUACGCUGACACCACUCCUGACCCAGCGCUCAUCUUUUAGAUGCAAAGAGGUGUUUUUGUGCUUUGACCGAGGCUUGAUACAGUAAAAGCAGCAGACGUAACGAAUCAUGUAGCACUUGUUACAACAUGUGUGACAUUAUUUAAACUGAAGGUCUGCAUUUGUGUAAAAAAGUGUAACUAUUGUCUAAGAGACCUGGUCCAAGGACAGUUACACCUCUCUGUGAUCUUGUAAUUAACACUGGGGGUAAAGAGCCCCCCCCCCCCCCCCCCCCCAGUAAUGUAGUUUUUCAUUUUAUGUGUUUCUGCUCUCUGAAUAAAAAAAGAUUAACACGAAGGACUGCAACAUUUACACAGCAUUUAAGGUUCUUACGUUCAUAACUCUGUUCUAAUGUAGCUGGAUGCCAUCCAAUCUUCAGAUGAGAGAAUGAGAGAACAGGCUGUACUCUGCUCUGAUGUGGCUGACUUGUGUUUCUGUCCCGCUGGGCAGUGCGAUGCAGGGAUUCGUGUGCUUUGCGUGUGUGUGCUGUCAUGUUUGGUUACCUCAGUACCUCUCGCUGAGUGUGGACACCAUGCUGUGAUGAUGACUCUACAACAAAAGAGGGUGCUAGUGUCCCUCAGCGCCCAUCUCGAGCAGGGAAACACCGUUCAGUAGCUAAAAGACUUGAAAGAAGCUAGAUCAGGUUGAGUUUGUAUUUUUUGUCCUUUAAGGGAUUUUGACGUCAGGUGCACUGAUUCUGGACCUGAGAUCCAGCUUUUUCUUCUCGUGUCAACUGUGAGAGACUUUUAUUUUCUUCUGAUUUUAGUACAAGCUUCAGGAGAACAGAUGUAGCUGAAAUGAAACUGACUUUAUCUGACUUCUUUAGAUCGUUAGCAUGACGUCUGAGGGCCGAGUCUCGUUUACAACGCAGCAGAGAAUCGGUCUCAAAGUUACACAGUGUGUUGAGCUGUAACCUAAACCACUUUGGAAAGGAAGGGCACGCAUUGGUGAACACAAAACCUCACAAAAAAAUAAAUGAAUGAAUGAAUGUCAUGUCAUACUUCAUAACUUGUAAUUAUUUUUCUCUCUAGGAGGAAAAAAGGUGCUACAUGAUGCCAUCGGUUAUGCUGUACAAAGCAAGUGCAGUCUUUAAUCUGGAUUGCAAAAGUGACUUUUUUUUUUGCAAGGUUUUAUUGUUGUGUGCGUCUGUUUUUGUUUUUUUGUCUGAACAACCAAUAUUAUUAAAUUUGCUUCUUGGUAAUUAAAUUGUAUAUUUUAAAAUGAAAUGUAGAUUUUUUUUCUUUCACCAUCAUAACAACACAAAAACAGCAAACAGUAAGAUUGAAGGUGUUGUUGUUGACUUUGUUUUGUACAGGGCAGAAACUUCCCCCAAAAAGUAAACAGUAACAAACAAACCAGACCAUUUGUUCAAAAGGAAAACAUCUGAUUUGUUUUAAACCUACAUUGUCUGUACAAAGCCAAAAAACGUCAGACUUGCAUUCAUACCAUGAUGGGAUCGGUGGUGCUAAAUGAAAAUAAUUCUGUUUAAUCGUUCAGGGUUGCUGCACUGUAACAGCCAACAGUCAAUAACGUUUAUAACCAAUUUCUUACAAAAAACCUUUUUUAUACUUUGUAUCUUUGUCAGUUUGUACUUUUUGUGUGUUAAACAGCGUGUGCUUACUGUAACCCAGCUUCACCACCAAACUUGAAUACUGUCUUCAUCAUCUCUUUGCAGUCUCAGAACCUAAAAGUAUUUUUUACUGUAAGCUGGACACCAGGUCGGAAGAGUUUAACUCAAACAGCUGAUGACAAUCAUCCAGUGGCACCAACAGAACUAAGGAUCAGUAAAGAUAAGCCAUUAUGGAGCAUCAAAAGGCACGCAAAGAUGGAAACCAAAGAUCUGUAACACCAUACGACAGUGUGUAAAAUCAAUGAUUCCUAUAUUGUAUACUUUCAUCCAGUGGCAUUCAUGGCAAUAAAAUAUUAUGGGUUAUAUUUUUAA